Brassica napus (rape) is the source of this 888-nucleotide messenger RNA. Its product is annotated as probable transcriptional regulator RABBIT EARS. The transcript has a single exon. The record is from RefSeq and is a predicted model, not a curated record. NCBI's taxonomy places the organism in Eukaryota, Viridiplantae, Streptophyta, Magnoliopsida, Brassicales, Brassicaceae. The coding region runs from base 181 to 888 and encodes 235 amino acids.
GUAGCUUUCUCACAUUCAAUGCUUUAACCAUAUUAUACUCUCACACAUACAUGAUAUAUGUAUAUGCGUCUCUCUUUAUAUAUGAGUACGUGCGUGUAAAUCUACAUACUUCUCUCCCACACACAAAAAAAAAAACUCUUUGCUUCUUCUGUUAGAAUCAUACAAUCUGUGUUUGGAGACAUGCAUCCCUACGCGUGUGUGAUGGAGAGAGGAAAAUGCUUGAUGUCGAUGAAGCUUAGGCCAGUGGUGGCGAGAGAGACUUCGGACGCGGCUUUGCGCUGGCCAUUUGGGGAAGAUAGAGCGUUUGCGGCGGUUGAGUAUGGCGGUGGAGGUGGUUGCAUGUGGCCGCCUAGGUCUUACUCGUGCAGCUUUUGCGGGAGAGAGUUCAAGUCAGCGCAAGCACUAGGCGGUCAUAUGAACGUUCAUCGAAGAGACCGAGCGCGUCUUAAACAACAAUCUUUAUCAUCUUCAUCAACUGACCAAGCCAUGGCUAUCGAUUACGAUCAUCAACAGCUACAAAAGCAACAAGAAGUUCUUGACGUGGGAUCGAAGUUUCUUGCCCAAGAAGAUUCAAGAAAGGCCAAUGGAGCUAAGAGGGAUAUAAGUGAUGUUGAUGAUAGUAACGUUUUAGAAAGUUCUAUGAAAAGACUAGAGCAUUACAAUGAUGAAGUCAAGACUGAUCUAUCUGUAGGUCUAGCGAGUUCUGAGUUCGAUCAUCGGAAGAAGCAACCAAUCAAUGGAUUUUCGUCGUCCAAGAAGGCAAAGACUGAUGUUUCAAGAUUGCCACUGAUGUUAGGAUUGGUCAUUGGAGUAUCCAAGAUCAACGGUCAUCACGAGGAGCUGGAUCUUGAGCUACGGCUAGGAGGCCAUCCAUCAAAAGUCAACUAG